CCCGUAAGAAAGGACGAGCCUUUUUCUUCAAUCUUAUCCGGAUAGACUGAGCCGAAGCCAUAGCAAACGAAGAGAGCGAUAAAUUUGGGGAUAGCGAGGUGAAAGAAAGAAGGAAACUUGCGCAGAAGGCAGAAACCAUGGCGCUGCUGCUUCAUGGCUCAUCCGCCGUUGUGUUACCAUCACCGUCUUCUUCUUCUUCGUGGGUGAAUCCCAGCAGCAUUUCGAGCUGUAACAGCAGCAGCCCCUUUGUGGUCGGAUUCUCUGCUCCGGCACAGCAGCGGCGGAGGUCGUCACUGGUCGUUGUUGCUUCCCAGAAGAGUGCUUUCAACAUGGAUUACAGGAUGAAUAGGGAUUUUAGGGAUUUCAGGAUGGCGUUGAAGGAAGAGGAGAAGGAGGAAGAGAAGGAGAGAAAGGAGAAACCCCCUCACAUCCCACUCGACCAGCGCUGGAUGUUCGAAGAAUCUGAACUCGGCGGUCCUGACAUUUGGAACACUACCUGGUAUCCAAAAGCAGCUGACCAUGUGAAUACGGAGAAGCCAUGGUUCGUUGUGGAUGCCACUGACAAGAUCUUGGGAAGAUUGGCAUCGACCAUUGCUGUUCAUAUCCGUGGGAAGAAUUUGGCAACCUACACUCCUAGUGUAGAUAUGGGCGCAUUCGUCAUUGUGGUAUGCAUUACUUUUCGUAGCUGUGUUUAUCUUUUUUGGGUCUCUCUCAAUUACUCGAGUUAUUGAACGAGGGAUGAACUGAUUUUCGAUAGAGAUGAAGUACAUGUAUUAGCGGGAGGCUAUAAAAUUGACUGGAAUGUCUUCUAUUAACAGCCAUGAUGGGGUUGGAGUUGCAUGUUUGCCAUUGAGGACCUAUAUUUCAUUGAUAAAAUUUGGUUUGAGGUUAAGAAAACCUGUAGGUAAUGAAUGAGUUCUGAUGAACUUCACUAACUGGAAACACAAAGUUCUCAUUCUUCAAAUGUAAAUAGAUGUUGGGAUUGGAGUGUGUUGCUUCAACUUGAGUGACCAGUUUGAUGAAAGUCCAUACUUAUCUGGUUUGCUUGGCGAUGUUAUGCUAACGAGUCUUGCAAUGUACCAGACUUGGAAAAGCUUUUGGAUGAAUAGUUCCAUGCAAUCUGCUUCCUGAAUCCUGAUUAUCUUAGUCUUUUCCUUGAUCAUGAGCAUGAUCAAUGGAUUUUACCUCUCAUUUUUCGAUUGUUUAGGUACUCAUAUCUUGGAUGGAUGCUAAAAUGGUGAAUGCAGAGAAAGUUGCUGUAUCUGGGAAGAAGAGAACCCAAAAGUUAUAUAGGCGGCACUCUGGAAGACCAGGUGGUAUGAAAAUAGAGACCUUUGAUCAGCUGCAACAGAGGAUUCCUGAGAGAAUUAUCGAACAUGCUGUUCGUGGGAUGCUUCCUAAAGGAAGGCUUGGCAGGGCAUUGUUUAACCACCUUAAAGUUUACAAGGGCCCAGACCAUCCUCACGAGGCACAAAUGCCAGUCGAGUUGCCGAUCAGGGACAAACGAAUCCAAAAGCAGAGCUAGAUUUGCAACUGAGGUAAAAAGAUUUCAGAUGGUAAAGCUAAUGCGCAAUUGCUAGUCGACUGCGGUCAAGCAAUUGAUAGACUACUGCUGUGUUGUUUGUUUCAUGUAUGUAGUUUGCUGCAGUUUGGUUGGUUCAUGUAGGUUGAGGUCGUUGUUUGUAUUUACCAAAUGAAUCUACAUUGUAUUUGUCUUACUUACAACACAAGGUAACCUUUACAUUGAAUCAGAAAGAUGAGAAUUUUUUCGGCUUAUCAGUAGAAUUCGGCUAUGGAAUGGGGUGUUCUUUUCGUGGAAUAAUGGUAUAAUGUCAGAUAUUACCUUGUUUGGAUGGCCAUUUUUAAGAGGGUGGCACCAUAUAUCCAUCACAUGCAUGCAUGUGUGCAGCAUCAGCACCU
Molecule: messenger RNA, 1920 nt
Organism: Linum tenue
Lineage: Eukaryota; Viridiplantae; Streptophyta; Magnoliopsida; Malpighiales; Linaceae
Source: the annotation of a GenBank genome assembly